UAGUUAAUGGGUAUUUUGUGAUAAAAUUGCCAGUGUAUGUUAACAAUCAAUCAUAUUUUGAAAUAUUAAGAAGAAAAACAAAAAAAUAAUAACAAUGUCUGAUGAUUAUGAUUUGGUUGCCCGAGGAUCAUUAAAAUUAAAACGAAAAAACAACAAUCCACUUGGGCUUAGCAAAAAAGAUAGAAAAAUAAAAAAGAAUAAAAACAAAGUGAAAGGUCAAGAUUUGGAAGCAAUCAUCGAAACAGUCAAAUCAUCAUCAUCAACAACUCAAGCGAUUAUCGAUAGUGAUUCCAAUUCGAAUGAACCUAUUGUUAAACAACAUGAUCAACAAUCAUCAUCGUUCGAUCCUAAUGGUUGGAUGACAGAAGCACAGAAAAAAUUUUUAGCACAACAAGAAAAACGACAAUUAGCACGAGUAAUGUCAAAAGCAUCAAAAACGCAUAAACAACGUGUUGAAGAAUUUAAUAGCCAUCUGGAAAAUCUUAGUGAACAUUAUGAUAUACCAAAAGUUAGCUGGACAAAAUAAUCAUGAUCAUGUAAAAAUUAUCAAUUUUUUAACAAUUCUAUUAUCGUAUUUUACAUCGUUCAUUCAAUUCAAUUUGUUACAAAUAAUCAUAAAGUAAAUCAGGUUUUUCAAUAA
Molecule: messenger RNA, 640 nt
Organism: Dermatophagoides pteronyssinus (European house dust mite)
Lineage: Eukaryota; Metazoa; Arthropoda; Arachnida; Sarcoptiformes; Pyroglyphidae
Product: protein FAM32A-like
Cellular component (GO): nucleolus
Source: RefSeq, a predicted model, not a curated record